CAGUCGUAGUCAUUCAGUCCCUGUGAUCUCCUUAGACGCAGCGCUGUCGUUUAUUCAGGACGCGAAGGGAACUUAAAGAAAGACACGGUCUGCGCCACAAUGAAAGGAUAAUCUCUUACGAGCGAUGAGAUGCAUAAAGAUAUUUAAAAAAAUGGAAGAAAGUAACAGAAAGAUUAGAAUGAAUGAUAUUUAUACAACCGUUACAACAGAUUUUAACAGAUUUGUUCAUCUUCUAUACUAAUCGUCCACGCUGAAGCAAGUUUUUAGGAUUAGUACAGAAAUUUGUACUUUUGCAUUUUCACCUAUAUUUGCAAUUUCGACGUGUGCACUUUUAAUUAGAUUUUUUUCCGUCCAGUGGAAAAGUUUCGAGCAUUGAACAGACCGACUUAAGUCUUAUUUUACGGUGCGUGGCGUAUCCAUCUGGAACCAUCUCCCGCAAAGUCUGCUGACUUCCAGCAGUCUCUUGAUAGAAAGAUCACGCUUCAAUCUGUGACACGGUAGUAAUAGCAUAUUUGCCAGGUCCCUCGUUGUCUGCCCGUCUCUCUGGGGAGUGUAGGUAGGGCUUGCAGUCACGGCUCUUUAACAGCUAAAGAUAGCGCUGUGAGGGAGAGGAAGGAGCGCUCCAGUGUGUCUCUUGCUGUUCGGGGGACGCUCUCAGCGGGGCGAUCGCAGAGAGACGCAAUCCACCAGCAGAUCUAUGAUUGCAAUUCGGCUCCUUUUUUCUUUGCUGAUGGUAGAGGAAUCAUGCAGCAAAGCUUUGCCGUGCUCUGCAUCAGUUUUCUUGGGGUGUGUCUCGGUUCAAGUUUCCCAAGUAAUAUAAAUAUAGGGGGAUUUUUUCCCAGCGGCUCACACGAAUAUGAGGUUUUUCGUUUUGCGCUCUUGCACCACCAGGAUAUACCUAAACUGGUACCUCACGUGGAUAUGGUCAAUAUCUCCGACAGCUUCGAAAUGACAUAUGCUUUUUGUUCGCAGUUUUCCAAAGGAGUGUACGCCAUCAUCGGCCUCUACGACAGGCGGACCGUGAACAUGCUGAUGUCCUUCUGCGGGGCGCUGCACGUCUGCUUCAUCACGCCCAGCUUCCCCAUCGAGGCCUCCAACCAGUUUGUGAUCCAGCUACGGCCCGAGCUGCAGGACGCCCUGGUGGCCAUCAUCGAGCACUACAAGUGGAGCAAGUUCGUCUACAUGUACAGCUCACACUCCGGCAUGACAGCUUUGCAGAAGGUUCUGGACACAGCCGCGGAGAAGAACUGGAUGGUUACCUCCAUAAACCUGCUGACUAUGACGGAGGCGGCCUUUCUGAAGGUCCUCCAGGACCUGGACAAGAAGAAGGAGGGACAGAUCAUUAUGGACUGUGAGCUGGAGAGGCUUUCCUCCAUCCUCAACCUGAUUGCAGCUCAAGGGAGGAACCUGAAAAGCUACCAUUACAUACUGGCCAACCUGGGGUUCCUCGACAUCGACCUGACGGAGUUCAAGAAGAGCGGGGCCAACGUGACGGGGUUCCAGCUGAUGAACUACUCGGACCCGGAUGUGAGCAGGACCAUACAGGAGUGGCUGGAGUUCGACAGCAAAGAUAUCAAAGCCCCGAAGAAAAGGCUGAAGUACACUGGCGCCCUCACCUACGAUGGAGUCAGCGUUAUGGCGGCGGCCUUUCAGAACCUCCGCAGGCAGCGUAUCGAUAUCUCGCGGAGGGGCAACGCGGGCGACUGCCUGGCCAACCCCCCGGCACCGUGGGGACAGGGGAUCGAUAUCCAGAGAGCCCUGCAGCAGGUCCAGAUCAAAGGGCUGACGGGACACAUCCAGUUUAACGAGAAAGGCCGGCGGACGAACUACACGGUCAGCGUGAUGGAGCUGGGGGCAGAUGGACCGAAGAAGGUCGGCUACUGGAACGAGGAGGAGAAGUACGUCAGCACCGCCACGUACCCGCACGGCGUCAAUGAGACCUUCGGCUUGCAGAACCGGACCUACAUCGUCACGACCAUCCUGGAGUCGCCGUAUGUGAUGCUGAAGAAGAACCACGACCAGUUCGUGGGCAAUGACAAGUACGAGGGCUACUGCGUGGAGCUGGCUGCCGAAAUCGCCAAGCACGUCGGCUACACGUACAAGCUGGAGAUCGUUCCGGACGGGAAGUACGGGGCCCGUGAUUCCGAGACAAAGAUGUGGAACGGCAUGGUGGGGGAGCUGGUAUACGGGAAAGCCGACGUGGCCGUGGCCCCCCUGACCAUCACGCUGGUGAGGGAGGAGGUCAUCGACUUCUCCAAACCCUUCAUGAGUCUGGGCAUCUCCAUCAUGAUCAAGAAGCCGACGAAGUCUAAGCCGGGCGUCUUCUCCUUCCUGGACCCGCUUGCCUACGAGAUCUGGAUGUGCAUCGUCUUCGCCUACAUCGGCGUCAGCGUGGUGCUCUUCCUGGUCAGCCGCUUCAGCCCCUACGAGUGGCACGGGGGUGAGAUGGAGGAGGUGGAGGAGCAGCAGUCCAGCCAGCAGCAGCAGCAGCAGCCGCCACAGUCCCCCGCGCUGGAGAACCAGGCCCAGGCGUCUCCGAACCAUCCUCAGCAGCAGAGCCAGGAGCACACCAACGAGUUCGGCAUCUUCAACAGCUUGUGGUUCUCCCUCGGAGCAUUCAUGCAGCAAGGCUGCGACAUCUCACCCAGAUCCCUCUCCGGCCGCAUCGUGGGCGGAGUGUGGUGGUUCUUCACCCUCAUCAUCAUCUCCUCUUACACGGCCAACCUGGCCGCCUUCCUCACCGUCGAGAGGAUGGUGUCGCCCAUCGAGAGCGCGGAGGAUCUGGCGAAGCAGACAGAGAUCGCCUACGGCACCUUGGAUGGUGGUUCUACCAAGGAGUUCUUUAGGAGGUCCAAGAUCGCUGUCUUCGAGAAGAUGUGGUCCUACAUGAAGGCGGCAGACCCGUCCGUGUUCGUAAAGACGACGGACGAGGGCGUGCUCAGGGUGAGGAAGUCGAAGGGGAAGUACGCCUACCUGCUGGAGUCCACCAUGAACGAGUACAUCGAGCAGCGCAAGCCGUGCGACACCAUGAAGGUGGGGGGCAACUUGGAUUCCAAAGGUUACGGCGUGGCCACGCCCAAGGGAUCGGCCUUAAGAAUCCCCGUAAACCUCGCGGUGUUGAAGCUCAAUGAGCAAGCCGUCUUAGACAAACUGAAAAACAAAUGGUGGUACGAUAAAGGGGAGUGUGGAAGCAAGGACUCCGCAAGAAAGGACAAGACCAGCGCACUGAGCCUGAGCAACGUGGCUGGAGUGUUUUACAUCCUCAUCGGAGGACUGGGACUGGCCAUGCUGGUGGCCCUGGUGGAGUUCUGUUACAAGUCGAGAACCGAGUCCAGGCGAAUGAAGCAAAUCAUCAACAACGCCAUGCUGCGCUCCACUUUGACCAGAAUGACCCGGAAUGGCAGCGGAGGCGAGAACGGGCGGAUAGUGACGCAUGACUUCCCGAAGGAGGCACAGACUCUGCCGUGCGUGAGCCACGCGGCCGGCAUGGGCAUCGGCGUGUCGGGAAUGUGAAGGUGCCCCGGCUGGACGGAGUGAGCAGUCGGCAGGACGAGCCACGUCCUGCCAGGCUACCACAGGCCCUGCCGUCGAGCGGAUCCAUGCCAUGAUCAGACAAUUCACUCUGAACUGUGGAGAGAGAGAUUUUGUUUUUUUUUUUUUUUUUUUAGAGAAAUCGUUUUCAUCCACUGCAAUAAUGAAGCCAUCUGGACUUAGCGAAGGAUCGUACGAGCGCGUGGCGAAAGAGGGAAAUCCCCCAAAAUCUAACUCCUGCGCUGUGCCAGCACACUGUCCUGCUUACCCCUGUCAUCGCUUGUGAUUUACUUCUUUUUUUUUUAACUACUGAGCUGUCAGUGGUGACGUCGCCGCUGCAACAGCGGGCUGUAGUCCAAGACGUUCAAACAAAAAGUCACUUGGCAGAAACCGAUAGGCUCCUCCCACUCUCUGUUAUGUUCUGCUAUUCGUCACAUCUUUAAGUAGAUGAUAAAAAGAAUGUACUAAGAAUUAUUGUUGGAAGUAGAAAAAAAAUUGCAUAAAUUGUCUGUUAUUAUUAUUAUUACUAUUAUUAUUAUUAUUAUUAUUUACCAGAAUCCCAGGUAUGGCUGUACCCAUCUCUAUCUGCCAAUUUUUAAACGUAGUAUUUAAAUGGAUGAGUUGUUGUAUUAUUUUAUUAUUUUUACCACUUUCUCAGUAGAAAUAUGACGUACUAUACAGUACAAUUCACAAGAGAAAAAGUUGUCUGAAGUCCUGAAAGAGCUUUCGUGAGAAGCCUGAGGGAGCACGUCCAAUCAGGUCCAAUCAAGUCAAAGCCCAAGAGCAAAAGCCUUUGUUUGAAAAUCGGCCCGAAUUGGAGGAUCUGUGGAGUGGUAUAUACCUCCGCGUCCACGUGCAUGUUCACACGGACAGUUCCGGUAUUCACAUAUGUGUUUGAUAUGACCGUCUUCAUGUAUGUGAGAUUUGUCCCGGUAUCUUGCAUGCUUGUGAAGCCGUAUUUGCAAAAUUGCCGGUUUACCAUCUGUACAAUGGCCAGGUGAAGGAAUGACUGCUCUUCUCAGCAUAUCUGCAUAUCAGAAAGAUACAUUUUUCAUUUUUUCUGAUAUUUAUAAAUUAGUAUUAUUCUGGCAAAGAUCUUUUUAAGAGGGAUUGACUCAAGUCAGUCUGACACGUUUGUGCCGAGAGAAACAAGAACGACUGCAAUUAACCCACCGCUGUACCUUCUCUACAAUGUCUGGACACUUUUAUUUUGUUGAAUCUGAUUUGGAAACAGGUGUAUGACAGCUUCCGGUUUUCCGUUUAUUACUUUUUGCGCUAUAUUUUGUCCACACACACACACACAAACUACUGUACACAAUUCUGUAUAUAGUGGUCCACACAAACUGGACGUGAAAGCAUAAGAAUUGCACUUAGAUGCCCCCUUAAGGCCCUCAGACAUUAAUCCGUGACACAUAAAACCUUAAAAAAAGUGUAAUUACUUCAAAAACAUCACAUCCUACAGUACACUGUACAGAUAUAUAUUGUCCAUCACAAUUAAUUGAUUAGAAUAAUCAUGAUUUUUGUUGUUUUUAUGGCACAGCACAGAACUAUAUAAGCCCUUUUCAAAUAUAUUUGAAACAUAUUCUACUUUUUAAAGAACAUUUUUAUACCCUAAUGAAUAAAGACAUUGUAUACAGAAUACUUACGUAUGUAAAUCUUGUUAAACUUGGUGUUGAGUUAGACAUGACACGUCGUGUUCAGUUUAGUUUGUUUUGAGUUUAGUCUUGUUGAUUUCGUGACAUUUGCAGGGAAAUUAACGGGGUAUGGGGUCCAUUAAAAAAAUAUGGUUUCACGGUUUGUUUGCUGAAAUGCUAUUAAAAAAAAGGUUAAUCUUA
This is a messenger RNA of Brienomyrus brachyistius, 5366 nucleotides long. RefSeq names its product glutamate receptor 1-like. Bases 745 to 3513 code for a protein of 922 amino acids. Gene Ontology annotation, molecular function: transmitter-gated monoatomic ion channel activity involved in regulation of postsynaptic membrane potential; AMPA glutamate receptor activity. The transcript is spliced from 16 exons. Gene Ontology annotation, cellular component: postsynaptic membrane; dendritic spine; AMPA glutamate receptor complex. Gene Ontology annotation, biological process: synaptic transmission, glutamatergic; modulation of chemical synaptic transmission. The record is from RefSeq and is a predicted model, not a curated record. NCBI's taxonomy places the organism in Eukaryota, Metazoa, Chordata, Actinopteri, Osteoglossiformes, Mormyridae.